Messenger RNA from Onychostoma macrolepis, 2952 nucleotides. RefSeq lists its product as uncharacterized. The transcript is spliced from 14 exons. The record is from RefSeq and is a predicted model, not a curated record. NCBI's taxonomy places the organism in Eukaryota, Metazoa, Chordata, Actinopteri, Cypriniformes, Cyprinidae. The coding region runs from base 906 to 1721 and encodes 271 amino acids.
GUUGGCGGUGAUAAAUGCACCAUCUAAGCUGGUUUUCCAACCACCAUAAAACAUGUAAAGAGGAAGAAGAAAAAGUUGUGCAAGGAAUUGUUACACUGCAGAAAUGGAUUUGGAAACAAAAAUUAAGGCAUUGAAAAGACAGCAACAAAAAGCUCGUAGAAAAUCAAAAAAGAUAAUUUUGGCUCUUCAGAAAAAAAAUGAAAACACUUCUGAUAGUGAACACUCCUCCAGAGAACUUGAAUCAGACUACUCAUCAGACGACUCAGGAAAUAUGCUGAAUGUUGUGGAGCAGCAUCUAAUUGAAGACUCGCAAGAACAGUAUGAUUCAGAAUCACAACGGAAUACCAGAACCAAUAUGCAAGAUCAAGUGCUAUGGGAUGAAAUUGAUAGACUAAAUGAUUCCAUGGAUGUUACCAGUGAGAGUGACACAGAGCUAGCUUUGGCUCUAGAGAAAAAGCUGUCUGAGUGGGCAAUGAAGUUCAACAUCUCCUUGACCUCUCUAACUCAUUUGCUUAAGAUUUUGAGGGAACAUGAUAUUGAUGUUCCAGCAGAUGGAAGAACACUGUUGAAAACACCUCGUUCUGGCAGUUUGACAAUAACUGAAAAAUCAGGUGGCAAAUACACAUAUUUUGGAAUAAAGGAAGUAUCGAAUUUGUUUAUUCUGUGAUGGACAGACAUCUGUCGUACCAGUCAGUUGGAUUUUUGAUGACAAUGGAACAUUGAAGUGUCGAUGGACAUCAUCACUCUCAAACAUUAAAAACAAUUCUCCACCAAACCCUAACUGGAAGGUUUGUGAUAUUGUGAAGAUUGUUGGACCAUCUAUUGGAGACUAUGAUCAAGCAAAUCAAUACAUCUCAGAUUACACAACUGGGGUCUCAGCAGCAGAGGACUCAAUUACUUAUUCAAUGAGAGACCCUGCAGUUGUGGAAUUACCUGAGAAGAGAAAAAGGAAAAAGAAGCUCUGUGAUGAAAGUGACAUCAAUUCAGAGACAUCUUCCUGUGAAGAUGAUAUGAACUUGAAGCAGUCAGGAAAUGAAGUUAAGCAAUCUGGUCUAAAGACAAGAAAUGUUCCACUGCCCAAACCUCCUAUAUACCAUGAUGCUCUUCAGAGAAGUGCGAAAAAAGAUGAGGAUGAUCCCAAAAGCUCUGCUUUCUCAGAAUUUCAUGAUCUUCAACAACAUCACAUGACUUCUAAAGAAAUUCCUGAGGUGCAAACCAGGAUACCGGAUGAUGUGCAUUUAAAGAAGUCAAGAAAUGCAAUGAAGCGAGUUGGUCUGAAGACAAAGAAUGUUCAGCUGGCCAAAAGUCCCAUAUACCAUGUCAAGAGUCCCCUUAUUCAGAAAGUUCCGCGUGUCAAAACAUCUGGUGACUGUCUGGAUGAUAACACUGAAAUCCCUGAUAAGAGUUAUUUCAACUCAAGCCAGCCAAACCCAGUAUUCUUAGAUACUCUUCAGGGAAAUGUGGCAAUGCAUGAGGAUGAUCAUCCCAAAAGCUCUGCUUCUUCAGGGAAGGAACCAAAGGAAACAAAAUGCAAAGUCACCAUGGAGAAAUUGUUUGAUCUGAAUACUAAGAUUCUCCAACAAAUUCAAAUGUUGGAACAGAGACAAGCUGUCAUCAUGAACGACUUGGCAAAAGUUAAGUCUGUUCUCAUGAAGCGGGCAGAUGAAGAUGCCCAUGAGGAACUUUUUAAACAACAACAGUGCUCCAGCCUCAUGUUGUGAACAUAGUAUGAGCACACAGUGAGAGCGCUGUGUGGUUACACUUUUAGUUCACUGUGACACACACAUUGUGACCACACUAUGAGAAUAUUGUGAGCUCAUAGUGACAUCAUUGUGAGAUCAAAUUGUUGACUGGGUAGUACGUGGCCUGAAUAUGAUUAAAUAUUUAAUAAUAUUUCCUUAUAAACCUUUAUUUUUUUUAUAUUACAAAAUGUGCUGUAUAACAUUUUGAAUAUCAUGAAACUAAGUAUAUUUCCUAAAAGAUAAUGUGGCUCCACUUCAUUUAAUGUUGCUAACGUCCUAGUAAAAAAAGAACGCCUUUAAUAGCAAGAACGUUGUUUGCGGUACAAUGUAACAGCCAAAAAAGAAAAGUUAUUUAAAAUGAAAUGAACAUAAUUAUUAUUCACUAUUAACACUUGUUAGGAAAUAAUUAAAAGCAAUAGCCUAUAACAAAUACAUCUACUAUUGCAAACUUUAAAGUUAAUUUGAAGCGACGUACAUGGAGACGAUGUACAUAUCAGGCGUCAUGUAAGGCGGCGUCUUGUGAGGCGACGUACUUAGUACACGUAGUGAUGACAGUGAUUACACUCGUGUGCUGAAGAUCCUACUCAUCUCAGUCAUCACACACACUUAUCAGUGACUGCUUGAUCAAAGACUGCAGAUAAACACUGCAGUAUCACUGUCUCUCUGCUUGUUUGUGUGUUGGAUAUGUUACAGUUUGUACAGCCUCCACACUGGGGUGCGCGGGCUUUGUUCGUGCUAGUUUCGACGUCAGUCAAAUUUGCGCUUUCGGUUUCAAAAUCUUCAAGGCGUUGGUGAGACACGGCGCACAGAUCAGGUAAGACUUAUGUUUAACCAACUGUACUAACUAAUACCCAUCUUACAGUUUUUUAGUUUUUUUUUUAGUUUUUUUUUUUGUUUUUGUUUUUGAUUUUUUGCAAAUUAAUUGUUUUACGUGAAGAAACUGUGAUGGGUUAUUAAUGCACCUUUAAAAGAGGGAUCAAAUCAGAAUCAUAAUGUAUCCGCGUUAAUGUGUUUCAUCAAUUUGUUCAGAUGAUGCGCGGAGCUGCAGCCGCGCCCUCAGUACUAACUAACCAACCUUUAAAUACCCGAAACAGUUGUCUCUCUUAUUAAAUUUUGUUUCAGUAGCUGCUUGGAAUUAUAAUAUUGGCAAACACAUUAAUAAAACUAAAAUGGAUGAUAUUUUGCAAUUAAUAUUUUGUAGUUAAUUAAA